This is a messenger RNA of Entrophospora candida, 2373 nucleotides long. The record is from the annotation of a GenBank genome assembly. Lineage: Eukaryota; Fungi; Glomeromycota; Glomeromycetes; Entrophosporales; Entrophosporaceae.
AUGGAUAAAUUUGAUACAAUAGAAAAUUUAGAAAUAUCAUUAAUACUAGGAACUAUUUCUUCGACCGAUAAUAAUGAAUUAAUAAUAAAUACAAAUAUAAAAGAUUCAUAUGAAUUUGUAUCAAAUAUUAUUAAUGGUGAUUAUAAAAAAGUUUUAAUUUCUGAAAUUGCUCAAAAGUUUUUUGGAACAAAUUUAUCAACAAGAAUUGACGAUAGCGAUGAAGAUAAUUCAAUAAAAAAGUUUAUAAAAACAUUAGAUAUAUCUGAAUUUAAACAACUUGAAUUGAUGUGUAUUGCAAUUAGUUGCUUAAGCAUAUAUGUACAAACAUCUUAUACUGGACCCACUAAUGAUCUAAAACCAAUUGAUAUUCUUCCAAAAACAGCAAUUAUCAAAGAUGAUAAUAAUAAUAAUAUCUCAAAAGAAGAGGAAUUGUUAAACAAAAAAUCAUUGAGUAUUUUGGCAGCAAAUGGCGAGGAGGAGGCUUAUCAUUUAACACCAUAUGCUACUUAUUUAUUGAUUGCUAGGACGAUCUUGGUUGAACAUGAUUAUUUAUUAAAAGAUUUGAAAACUGAAAAUUGGUGGGCUUUAAGAACUUUAUUUCUUCAACAACGUAUACUAGAUGAUGUUGUUGAUUUUUUAUCUGUUGAACAAUUUCAAAAAGCUCAAAAUUUCAGUGGACUUGAAUGGAAACUCACAGGUGCAUUAGGAAAAAGAACAAAAUUUCAAACAUUUGAUGUAACCCAGUUAUUAAUUGUUGCAAAUAGUAGUACUGGAAACAAUGAUGAAAAAAUUGAACUUACCAAACAAAACAACAACAAUAAAAAUGACGAAGUUGGUGAUAAAUUUGAUCUAAAGAACCAAAAGAAUCUUAAAGUGAUAGAUCAAUGUAUUUUAUUGGCCUUCUGUUUAAAUGUAAAGAAUAUUAAUCCAUCUCAUGGCAUAACCACAGAACAGAUGGUCCCAUAUGUAACACGAGUUCUUGAAAAUCCAAACAAUUGGAUGGUAUACACAAUGGCUCUAUUGCUUAGAUCAAGGCUGGAAAAAGAACAUUCACGUACAAUGGAACGAUCUGUUUUACAACUUCAAGCUCUUGUGGAUCAAUUUCCAUUACAUGAACUAUCAAGUGUGAAAGAACGUAUAUUAUAUUUCUAUCAAAUUUUAAUACCAUCGAAAUGGGAAAUUGAAAGAGAAUUGGCCAUACAAUAUUUGUCAUUAGGUGUUGUACGUUCAGCUUUACAAAUUUUUGAAAGAUUGGAAAUGUGGGAGGAUGUGAUAAAUUGUUAUAUUAUUCUGGAAAAAGAAGAAAAAUCCAAAUCAAUAAUACAACAACGAUUACUUGUUACACCAAAUUCACCCAAAUUAUAUUGUUUAUUGGGAGAUAUAGAGAAAAAUCCAAAACAUUGGGAACACGCAUGGGAAGUAUCAGGAAAUCGAUAUGCAAGAGCUAUGAGAUCAUUGGGAAGUUAUUGGUAUAAACAAAAAAAUUUUAUGAAAUCAAUAGAAUGCUAUGAAAAAGCAUUAAAAAUCAAUCCGCUAUUUGAAAAUUCAUGGUUUAUUAAAGGAUGUGCAGCAAUGCAUAUUGAAAAUUGGGAGUUGGCUAUUGAGGCAUUCACACGUACUAUUUCUGUUAAUCCUGAAAACUCUGAAUCAUGGAAUAAUCUUGCUACCAUAUUUCUAAAACAAAAUCGAAAGUUUGAAGCUUUCAAUUCAUUUCAGCAAGGAUUGAAAUUAAAUUAUGAUAAUUGGAAAAUAUGGACAAAUUAUAUGUAUACAUGCGUGGAUAUAGGUGAAUUCAAUGAGACAAUCAGAGCAAUGGAACGUAUAGUUGAAUUAAGAUGGAGAAAAGACAGGGAUAAUUGUGUUGAUAUAGAAGUAUUAGAAAUAAUAGUUAAUGCAAUCACAAAAGACAUUAAAGAUAUAAAUAAAUCAGAUUCAAGUAGAUUAGCACCAAGGCUGGAGAAACUAUUAAUUGAAACAAUAACAUCAAAAAUAACAUCAAAUUAUGAAGUGUGGAAAUUGUGUUCAAGAUUUUUUUAUUGGAAGAAAGAUUAUAAACAAUCAUUAGAAUCAGAAUUGAAAGCCUACAGGAGUGUUUUAUAUGAUCCAAAAUUAGAAAGCUCAGAACAAGUAUUUCAUAAAGUCUCAAAGAGUGCAUUAGAAGUUGUAGAAGCGUACCAGAAUCUUGGCGAGUUGAAAAGUCAAAAGAAAAAAUCGAUCGAUGGUAAAGAAGUUGUUGAGGAAGAGAUGGUUUGUGAAGAUUGGUUGUAUCAAGCUAAAACUUUAUUAAAAAGUUUAAUAGGUAGAACUAAAAAAUCUUUUGAAGGAACUGAAACACAUGAUCAAUUAAUUAAAACUUUAAAAGAGUUAAAAUAA